Molecule: messenger RNA, 7263 nt
Organism: Malaya genurostris
Lineage: Eukaryota; Metazoa; Arthropoda; Insecta; Diptera; Culicidae
Gene: Hcf
Product: host cell factor
Exons: 10
Coding region: 484-6093 (1869 amino acids)
Biological process (GO): chromatin remodeling; regulation of DNA-templated transcription
Cellular component (GO): histone methyltransferase complex
Molecular function (GO): transcription coactivator activity; protein binding
Source: RefSeq, a predicted model, not a curated record
CUUACAGCAUCAUCAGCAGCUACAGUGUGAAGCUUCGUCGAAUGCGGACGCCAUUGUUUAUUUUUCUCCGCUAAGCAGAAAAUUCCCUUUCUCCCGGUAGUUUUCAAACGAGAAAAUACUCGAUUUUUAAUAGCUUCCGCAGUGCACAGUGCCAAAGUGAUAAAGUUUGCAGUGUAGGUAUGUCCCUAGAAGGUCGUCGAAAAUUGAAAUCUCGUCACGGCGUGAAGAGCAUAGCAAACAUCAUUAGUGGCCAGCGAACAAACGCGAAGUUCGCGAGUUGAACAUUGUUCUACAGUAGAACGGGAGCGAACGUAGCAUCGCAAGGAAAAAAAUAUAUGAAUAGUGAAAAAGUGCUAGAUUUUUCAAUGAAAACUCUUAUUGUUGUUUGUCGAGUGCGGAAGGUUCUGUUCGGUAACGUGUAGUUUACUACGAAGAAAUCAAUUGCCGAAUUCGUUUGAUUCAGCGAAGGAAAAAAUCUACGAUAUGACAGCCAAUUUGGAGUCGUCCGGGGGAACCGAAUUGGUUCCAGCUUGCACCAAGAAUAAUGCAAUUCUGCGAUGGAAACGCGUUACCAACCCAAGUGGACCGCAACCUCGGCCUCGCCAUGGACACCGGGCCGUUAAUAUUAAGGAACUAAUGGUUGUUUUCGGUGGUGGUAAUGAAGGAAUUGUUGAUGAACUCCAUGUCUACAAUACAGCUACCAAUCAAUGGUAUGUACCGGCUACCAAGGGAGACGUUCCACCGGGAUGCGCUGCAUACGGGUUUGUUGUGGAUGGAACGCGAAUUCUCGUUUUCGGUGGCAUGGUCGAGUAUGGCAAAUACUCCAACGAACUGUACGAACUUCAGGCAACCAAGUGGGAAUGGAAAAAACUGAAACCGAAACCACCAGAGUCCGGAUUGCCUCCUUGCCGACGGUUGGGUCAUAGUUUCACCCUGGUCGGCGAUAAGAUUUAUCUGUUCGGAGGCCUCGCUAACGAAAGUGACGAUCCCAAAAACAAUAUUCCUAAAUAUUUGAAUGAUCUGUACAUUCUGGAGAUAAAGAACAAUCAGUUACAGUGGGAAAUUCCGACGACCUUCGGGGAGAGUCCUCCACCACGUGAAUCUCACACGGCUGUAUCAUGGUUUGAUAAAAAAUUGAAAAAGUACUGGUUGGUGAUCUACGGUGGCAUGUCUGGAUGUCGGCUGGGAGAUCUUUGGCUGCUGGACACGGACACAAUGUCAUGGACAAGGCCAAGAACGAGCGGUCCGUUACCGUUGCCACGGUCUUUGCACAGUUCAACCUUGAUCGGCAAUCGAAUGUACGUGUUCGGAGGUUGGGUUCCUCUGGUUAUGGAAGAUGUGAAGGUCGAAAAACACGAGAAAGAAUGGAAGUGUACCAAUUCGCUUGCCUGUUUGAAUCUCGAAACGAUGACUUGGGAAGAGUUGGAUCUGGACACUGAGGAAGAUAAUAUGCCCCGGGCUCGAGCGGGUCAUUGUGCCGUUGGCAUCCACACGCGGCUGUACAUCUGGUCCGGACGCGAUGGCUACAGGAAGGCCUGGAACAACCAGGUCAGGGUGUGCUGCAAAGAUCUUUGGUUCCUCGAAGUGGAACGACCGGCGACGGCAUCCCGCGUCCAGCUGGUUCGUGCUUCUACGCAUUCACUGGAGCUAUGCUGGCCGUCCGUUCCAUCGGCCGCGCAGUACAUUCUCGAGGUUCAGAAGAUUCCUCAACCGACGCCACCUCCUCCGACGACACCGGCAUCCACACCGGUACCGAACAUAACUCCAACGGCGGCAGCUUCUCCGGCGCUUGUUUCCCCGGUGGCAUCACUGGCCUCGCCGGUCGCCGGAUCAAUGUCUCCGGCUAGGGAGCCAUCGUUACAGCAGCCAAUCAUCAAAACUCUUCCGGGACGAGCUGCUGCAUCUUCGAUUGCUGUAUCGCCAUCGCCCGUAGCCGUGCAGGUUGCAUCACAAUUGGCGGGUUCCGCAGGAUCUAGCAUCCACCAGAACGCAAACCAAAUCAUUGGCAGCCCAGUUCACAAUCCACCAGGCAUGCAGUCACCGACGCCGGUAGCCGUGGCCGUUCCAUCCUCUCCCGUACACAGUGUAACAUCACCUACGGUGCAACGUAUCGUAACUAAGGUUCAAACCCCCAAGCCAAUCCAACAGCAGCAGACACAGCAGAAGGUGUUAGGGUCAACAUCAACGAUUCUGCAACAGCAACCAACUCAGAUUAUUCAGACUCAAGUGCAAGGUGGCCCGAGUCUGCAGCAACAGCAGAUUACACAAAUCACCCAGCAGCCACAGACCAUUCGUGUGGUUAGCGGAACCGCUAUUUCCAAUGCCCAACAAAUUGCAACUGGUGGUGGAACACCGAUCCGAGUGUUGUCAUCCACCGGGCAACAGGUGCGCAUUGCCACUCAACAACCCCUGGUCAGUGUUAGUACGGCCACUGGUCAGCAAACUGCAACCGUUCUGCGCGGUCAGAACAUUGUAACGGCAGGAACACAUCUGCAGGCACAGCAGCGUAUUGUCAGCGCUUCCGGAGCAACAACGACGACGGCCACCAUCGGUGGUAAGCAGAUUAUCCUUCAGAAACCGCUAACCAUCGUUGGUGGUGCCGGUGGUCAAGCGACUGGCACAAUCAAUACUGCCGGUGGAAUGACGGUCAAUCAACCGCAGAUCGUAACGCUAGUUAAAACCAGCCAAGGUAUGACGGUGCAGACCUUACCGAAAAUGAACGUUCUUCAGAAAGGAACGUCGAUGGCCGGAACUCUUCAACAGCAGCAGAUUGUCACUUCCAAUAUCAUCGGCAGCAGUGGCACUAUUCAGCAGGGCGGCCAAAAAACUGCUGUCAUCGGUGGUAACGUGGUUAAGCUGAUGUCUUCAACCGGAACGAUAGGCGGAAAACAGAUUUUAAUGAAGAAUCCUAACAUCGUGCAAGUAGGGAAAGUCGGCACGAAUGUUGCUGGCAAACCAACACUCGUUAUUACGAAUAAAGCUGGUCAGCAAAUUCGCAGUAAUCAACAGGUGAUAGUAAUGACAUCGCCCCAGGGUAUCCGUACGGUAGGUGGAACCAUAACGUCGUCUGCCAACAAUUACGUUACACUCUCGACCUCGCAAAUGAUGAAUACGAUUACAACUUCUCGUGCCACCAACAUCGGAGGGGCCACCAUUUUGCAGGCUGGCACAGCUGGUGGCGCAGGAACUACCGCUAAUAUUGGUGGUCAGGCAAUCAAACUCCGAGCUGUGCAAGGCGGUAAACCGAUUACCUUCACCGUUCCGGUUGGGGGGCUUCAAGCGGCCGGACAGAAAAUCAGUGGAACGCAAAUUAUCAACAUGCCACAGAAAGCGCUCACUAUUGGCGGUAAAGCCGUAACCGUUCAGCUUGCUCCUUCGGCGGGAGGACAGAAAACGGUCACCAUCGUUCCUUCUUCUGCUGGUACGGGUGGUGGAAUCGGAACAGUUGGUACUCCUGGACAGCAGAAGAUCGUCAUGUUACCUUCGAAAACGACGACACGAAUCGUAACCCAACAACAGUAUCAGCAAAUACAACUCCAACAGCAACAGGCUCAACUUCAACAGCAGCAGCAACAGCAGCAACAACAACAACAACAGCAAGAACAGGUGUCCACUGAUGCCGCGUUCGCUGCAUUAGCUGCCGAAGCCGGGCUGAUUGAAAAUGAUGGCGAUCAGAUCGAACAAAUGGACGGUUGUUUCGAUUUGUUUGAAGAAGACGAAGAAAUGGAAACAGACCAGAAACAACAAAUAGUUUGGCCGAUCAUUGAGCAAAUGGACGGUUGCAAUGAUUUGUUGUUCUCGGACGAUGAGGAAGACAUUGACAUGAAGGAAACUCCCAGGGGGACCCCUCGAUUCGUGCGUUUGGGUUUGUUUGGAGGAGCGGCUGCAUUCGAUAAUCAGAAUCCCUCGGACGAUGCGCAGGAGGAAAAUCAAGAUCCACUAGCACAACCAGAAACGAUACCAGCUACCGAUGAUGAUGCUGCAGAAACCUCAGACAUAAACGAUCCCGAACCACAGACACAGGAUGCUGCCAGUGCGCCGGAACAAAUGGAUCAAAGUCAGGAAGAAUCGACAACAUCAUCGACCGCAGCAGCAGAAUUGCCACCGUCGGAUCCAAUACCAGAAGAGGCGAGUUCGACGAUAUCCUUGGACGAGCAGGAACAACAACCACAACAACCGUUGCUUGCAACGGAGGAAGGUGGUGACGAAAAUGAUGUUGGUACCGUCGAAUCUAUUGCUGCUGCUGGAGCUGCUGAGCCAUUACAAACACCACAGACAACGGAAGCUGAAGGUGGAGUCACUUCCAUUGAACCAUCAGCGGAUGUAUCCAUGCCGGAUGUCACUCCCAGUGGCGAAGAUGAACCGGUAGACAAUGCAUCCUUCAGUAAUGCGGUGGAUGACGGCACAGCUGCAACGGAACAGCAAGAAUCGUCGGAAAAAGACCCUACCGGUGCCGUUGAAUCGACAGCAGAAGAGGAUAACGUCACGGCACUGUUGAAUGCAAGUUCCGUUGUAACUACAGCAACCGACGGAACGACUCAACAACUGAUGGACACCGACGGCAGUGCCGCUACUAUGGCCACCAUGAUGGUCAGUGUGAACAGUGCUCCCACGGCUUCCGAAACCGAAGCCGCUAACAUUCUCACUACGAUCAAAAGCGGAGAGCUGUUGUCGUUGCAAAACACCGACUUACUAGCGGCAGCCGGGUCCGGUGGGGACAACAUCAUUCAACUGAACAGCGGAUUGUUGCAGACAAGGGGAACCAUCGAUGAUUUUACACGCUCUAUGUCGAUCACAUUCAAAUCUACCGGUACAAGUAACGAACUGACUCCGGUCACAGCUGACGGGAAUCAAUUUCUUACACAAAUUUCCAGUGGUGCCAUGGUAAAAUCAGAGGAAACUUCUGCCGGUUCGGGUGGUCAUUUGGAUGCCCUGGCCGAGGCGGCCGCUUCAGCUACAUCCGUACCGUCCGAACUGUUGAGUACACCAAAUCCAUCGAAUGCUUCGUCUUCAUCUUCGCCCUCGGGGGCACUGACCAUUGCUGUGGCAUCUCCCCAACAGCAACAAUCGACAACGACUACGAUAAAAUAUUUCGAUGCUAAUUCGAAACAAUUUACGCUGUCUUCGCCAUUACUUCAGUCACCGGUUAAUCCUCCAGCUAACAUUCUGAGCAACAGCAACGGCACUAACGUUACUCCAAGUGUUCCCACAGUGGUGACUACCAUCCAAGGUAGCACAGCUGUUACCACACCCAAAGGAACGACUCUGGCAAAAACGGGUCGCGUUGCUUUGAAAACGAAAGAUGAAAAAGAAGAUACCAAAAUCGUGAGGAUAAAGGAUGAAUCAGAGAAAUGGUACACCGUCGGUGUCUUCAAAGGUCUCUCGCACACCGUAUCGAACUACGUAGACUUUGACGAGUGGAACUGUCUGUACGAUGGUGAAACAUUAACUGCCGACAAUCUGCCCGACUUGAGCAAGUUCAAACGGAUAAACCUGGAACCUGGUUGUGCUUAUCGGUUCCGUGUCGCCGCCAUCAACAGUUGCGGUCGGGGUGAAUGGAGCGAUGUGGCACCGUUCAAAACCUGCCUACCGGGCUUCCCGGGAGCACCGUCGGCCAUAAAAAUUUCCAAAUCGCCCGAAGGUGCGCAUCUGUCCUGGGAACCCCCGCCAUCGACGACCGGUGAUAUCUUGGAAUAUUCGGUCUACCUAGCGGUGAAGUCACAGAACACCAAGGAUAAGAGCAACCAGUCCGCACAGCUCGCAUUCGUGCGGGUUUACUGCGGACCGAACAACCAGUGCACCGUUCCGAACCAGUCACUGCUUACGGCCCAUGUCGAUUAUACCUCCAAACCGGCGAUAAUAUUCCGCAUUGCCGCCCGAAACGAUAAGGGUUACGGUCCGGCAACCCAAGUUAGGUGGCUGCAAGAUCCUCAGUCGGCGAAGGGCACUCUCGGAACGGGAACGGGUACGGGUUCUUCCCCGUCGGCAGCGAAACGGCUCAAUGACAAAAGUCCUUCGACUACGGCGAAACGUGCGAAAACCGGAGGCAACGCAUCGAUGAUUGUUUCUCCCAGCUCGAUGCAACCGCAUUGAACAUAAAUUUAGAUAAUAUAAAGACGAUUAAAAAAUGAUUCAUAACAUUGUGUAAAAAGUCAACCAGCUAGCAGUUAAGCGACAGAUACAGCAAAAAAGCAUAUAAUGAACGCAUUAUGAGUUACUGGCAGUGUGUAAGAUUUAUUCUGAUAGUUUGUGUGUGAUAGGUGGGAAUUUUUUUUUCCAUAUAAACGAACUCAAGCUCGAAGUGUGAGUUUUUUGUUUCUAAUAUUUGGAUGAUUUAUAACCCAAAACUUCAAAUCCAUAACACACAGGUCUUGGAUUUACACAAUUGUAUGAGUGCGAAAGUGUUGAAUUCACGUAAUGUGGGAAAUAAACUAUUAACCAGUUUUAAGACAAGAGAAACGAUAAAUAGUUAAUGAUAAUCUUAUAACUAGCAUUCAGUAAAUCUUUAGAGAAAAUUAGGUUAAAUUACAAGAUUUUCUCCUUCAUUUUUUAUGAUUAAUCGAAAGCAAAUGAAUCGACGAUUAUGAGGCAGUAAGAGUAGGGCAACGGAAAAUUUCUCUAAAACUAGAAUGUAUUGCUUUGAACAUGUGUUAGCUUAUCCUGGUUGCAUGUUUUGAUUUGAUGAAUGACAAAAACUAAAAACGAUCGAUAUCAAUUGCACUACAUUGAGCCAGGGCGAAAAAGCUUAUCGAAACGAUAAACAUAAUUGUUUGAGCUGUUGGAAAAAUAUUCAAAAGAAAAAUUCGCUAAGUUCGUUAUUUGCGUGCACGAAUCACAUUUCAUUUUUCUUCAUAAUUUUCGUCGAUAGUCUAAGUUUUUUUUAACUAAUCGUAAGCAGUGUGUACAAAGCAACAAAAUGAAACGAAUAAUCCGAAAUAAUGAUUAACUCUUUCUAAAAGAAUGUAGAACUUUGAAAUAUAGUGACAAAAUAUAGGUAAAACCCUCUAUUAUACAUAAAGAGUGUGUGGAAAUUAUAUAAACCUUAUAUUAAUACGAAUAUAUAAAACCACUAUUACAAUAAUGGUUUUAAUCUAUUUUCUACUGAAGAAAAGAAAUUUGAACUUUGAAGCGUAAUUUCUGUCUGUGUCCAGGUAGUGAAGGAAUUCUGUCGAUUUCACUUUGUAAAUAAUUAAAAUUACAAGGGCUUCUUUCGUAAUAACAUUCAUUCGGAAAAAAUAAUAAAAAGAUAUUUGUUAACAGUAA